Messenger RNA from Ananas comosus (pineapple), 2130 nucleotides. Its product is annotated as COBRA-like protein 7. The record is from RefSeq and is a predicted model, not a curated record. Gene Ontology annotation, cellular component: plasma membrane. Gene Ontology annotation, molecular function: protein binding. Gene Ontology annotation, biological process: plant-type cell wall cellulose biosynthetic process; cellulose microfibril organization. The transcript is spliced from 7 exons. The coding region runs from base 1 to 2130 and encodes 709 amino acids. NCBI's taxonomy places the organism in Eukaryota, Viridiplantae, Streptophyta, Magnoliopsida, Poales, Bromeliaceae.
AUGGAGUUUAGAAGCUGUAGCAUCAUCCACAUGUUGGAAUCAUGCUUUCUCCUCUUAAUUAUUUUCCAGUUCGCAGAGGGAUAUGAUCCUGUGGAUCCCAAUGGGAACAUCACCAUCAACUGGGAUUUCCAAACUAUUACUGAUGUUUACACGGUCAUGGUAAGAAUAUACAAUUUCCAGCUCUAUCGGCACGUCGAGCCGCCCGGUUGGAGGCUAAGCUGGGCGUGGGCCGGCGACGAAGUUAUCUGGGCCAUGACCGGCGCGGAAACCACUGAGCAGGGUAGCUGCUCAAGAUUCAGGGGAGAAACUAUCCCACAUUGCUGCGAGAAGAGCCCAGUUAUUGUGGAUUUGCCCCCCGGAACUCCUUACAAUAUGCAAGUAGCCAAUUGUUGCCGAGGAGGAGUGCUUUCGUCGACCACGCAGGACCCGAUCAAGUACGCGUCAGCGUUCCAGAUGGUCGUGGGGAAUGCGAAUGCCAGGAAUUCGACGGUCGAAAAGCCGUCGAAUUUCAGUAUCGGAGUUCCGGGUUACACGUGCAGCGACGCUGUCGAUGUUGCGCCGAGCAAGUUCCGGCACGAUAACCGAAGAACUACACAAGCUCUAAAGACAUGGCAAAUUACUUGCUCCUACUCCCAGUUCAGGGAAUCAGAUCACCCAAGCUGCUGUGUUUCUCUCUCUACAUUCUACAACAACACCAUUGUCUCCUGCCCUCACUGCAGCUGCGGUUGUCAAUCGCCGAUCACGGCACCGCAAUGCGUCAGGCAAUCUCCAUUUCCACUCAACUCGCUCUUUUCUCCGGAGAAUGAGCAACCUAACUUCUUGCAUCUACUAAACGGCGACGAUGGCUCGACGACACUCCCUGUCGUGAUGUGCACUCAGCAUAUGUGCCCGAUUCGCGUACACUGGCACCUGAAAUUGAACUACAGGGAGUACUGGAGGGUUAAGGUGACGAUCACGAACUUCAGCGUGCGCCAGAAUUACAGCAAUUGGAACUUGGUGAUUCAGCAUCCGAACCUUCGAAGCCUGACGCAAGUAUUCAGCUUCAACUACCGGCCUCUUAUUCAAUACGGCGAUACAAAUGAUACUGGGAUGUUCUGGGGGAUACAGUACUACAAUGAUAUGCUACUCGAGUCCGGCGAAAACGGGAACGUGCAAACUGAGAUGCUGCUGCAGAAGGAUCCCGCGGAAUUCACAUUCAAAGGAGGAUGGGCUUUUCCUAGGAGGAUAUACUUCAACGGCCACGAGUGCGUCAUGCCGCCGCCCGAUACGUACCCUAUUCUACCCAGCGGUUGCUCCGAUGCCCGUCGUUUCCUCUACCUCGACGGGAACCUCCUCUCGGGCCCGAUCCCCGGCGAGCUCUCCUCCCUCCGCGCCCUCGCCCACCUCGAUCUCCGAUCCAACAACCUCUCGGGCCCCAUCCCCGACCUCGGCCCCGUCCGGGGCCUCCUCUACCUGCAGGCGAGCGACAACGCGCUCUCGGGGCCCUUCCCGGGCCCGGGGCGCCUCCCCGCGUCCCUCCUCGCCGCGUCGCUCCGCGGCAACCGCCUCGGCGGCGCGCUGCGGGGCGCGUCCCUAGCGGCGCUGCCCGCGCUCCGCGUGCUGGACCUGGCCGGGAACGCGCUGGAGGGCGGCGUCCCCGGCGCGGCGUUCGCGCACCCGGCGCUGGAGCAGCUGAACCUGGCGUCGAACCGGCUGGGGGGGCGGGUGGAGGAGCCGGCCGACGGGGCGUGGUCGACGAGCCGGCUGGUGGCGGUGGAGCUGGGGCGGAACCGGAUCGGGGGCGCGCUGCCGGGCUUCUUUGGGAUGAUGCCGCGGCUGGCGGCGGUGGGGCUGGAGGGGAACCGGUUCGUGGGGGUCAUCCCGCCGCAGUACGCGCUGCGGGUGGCGGGCCUCGGUCUCGGGGAAUGGGCCCCGUUCGCGCGGCUGAUGCUGGCGGGAAACUACCUGAUUGGGCCGAUACCGAGCCCGAUGGAGGGGCUGAAGGAGGGGAGCGCCGUGGUGACGCUGGCCGACAACUGCCUCCUCCGCUGCCCCCCGCAGGUGUACUUCUUCUGCCAGGGCCUGCCCCAGAAGCCCGCCGCCACGUGUCGCGCCUUCAACCCCGGCCAACCAUCCCCUCACUUAAACUAA